Molecule: messenger RNA, 219 nt
Organism: Menidia menidia (Atlantic silverside)
Lineage: Eukaryota; Metazoa; Chordata; Actinopteri; Atheriniformes; Atherinopsidae
Source: the annotation of a GenBank genome assembly
AUGGCAACAUCAGAAUCAGUGUUUCCAGACCAAAGUGACUUUGAUUAUGAUUAUGAGACUUUGCGGACCACAGGGGUUAUCCUUGCUGUUAUUAUGUUUGUCUCUGGCAUUUUAAUAGCCCUGAGUAAAAAAUUCACAAAAUGUGUAAAAUCCUCAUCCAAUUCCAGCUCUUCUGGCACCCCAAUUCCAAAGACAGAGGUUCCUCCUCCAGCUGUAUAG